AUGCCUGGAUGGUGCUCGUGCAAUAAGGGAACGGCAAAAGAUCUAACUGCCUACGAUCCGGUCACCGGCAACUAUUACCCUACGAAUAUCCAAGCUUGUUACACAGCUACAAAUGCUUGUGCAGCCUAUCCAAGUCCUUGUCCGGGUCUCUAUGCGCAAUGUGUCUUCCAUAUUAACAAUUUCGAGUGCCGAUGCCCGGAUGGGUACACUGGACCGACGUGUAAUCUAAUUUCCACCGACCCGUGUGACUCGUCACCAUGUCGAAAUGGUGCCACGUGUACAAUGAUCACUCCAUCACCGAGUCCGUCUUUCACUUGCACUUGUGAUCCGAAUUAUACUGGAGAGAGAUGCCAAUAUGUGAACACUUGCGUGAAGAACCCAAACCAAUGUCUGAAUGGUGGCACGUGUGUGAUGCUUUGGCAUGGCGAGGACUACUACUGCAACUGCACGUCGUACUGGCAGGGGCCGGUCUGCGGGGUGGCCACGUUGACAAAAGACGACUCCCUUAUGGACGAUUGCAUUCGAAUGAACGACUGGUACAAUGCGACGAAAGUCACAAACUCGGCUACUCCAUCGGUGGAUUGGUGCCGAGGCCAGACGCAAAGCGGGAUCUCUGCUGGAAAAGACUAUAAAUAUUACUGUCUUGCUGGAAAGGAUUGUCGAAUGUAUGACGCGUGGCUGUAUGGCAGUGGAGAUCAUUGUGAUCAAUCGGGUUGUGGAUGCGCGAAUUUGUGCAAUCUCGAGUCGUCGCCGAAAAAUGUCAGCUAUUGGGGUGCCAAUCAGACCUGUGGAGUCUCGUGGAACGGAGUCGGCGCUCGCGGGCCGUGCUAUGAAUACAGUGAUAUUGCCAACAACCCGUGCCCCAAUGGAAUGUGUAAGAAUGGAGGAACUUGUCGCAAUGCUACCGAUAUUUUCUAUUUUGAAUGCGAUUGUGCCCCCGGGUUUACAGGAUACGAUUGCUCAACUGCACUCAUUUGCCAACCACCCAAUCCGAACAAUUACCCGUGUAAAUACGGAGGAAUGUGCAUCGUUUCACCGGAUCCACCCGGCUACACGUGUGACUGUUUGAGUGGAUACACCGGAUCCCAAUGUGAAAUUCCCAAUAUGUGCAAUCCGGACCGGUGUGGCAAAUACGGAAAUUGCUCGAUUGUUGUGGAUUCAUUCAAUUCGACUUACAUUUGUGAGUGUGAUGAGGGAUGGACCGGGAAAUUCUGCAAUAAGACAAUCGAUUACUGUCAAUCACCACCGUGUCAAUGGGGUGGAACGUGUUCAAAUAUCUACCCACCGGCCGACCCAUUUUUCCUUUGCGCCUGCCAGCCGGGAACCUCGGGAACCCUUUGUGAAUUCAAUCCCGACGAUUGCCCGUAUAAAGAAAUCGAUGGAAAGUGGUACAGUAUGUGCAAUCAAACGGAUAAACAAGCUCAAUGCAUCGAUGGCUUCAACACGUGGCACUGUCAGUGUGGACCCGAUUACACCUCAAAUGACUGCAGUAUCCCAAUUGUUGUCUACAACGCCAUCGCUCUUAUCUUUGGCCCGAAUGCAGCCGUUGGACAAGAUAUUAUUGAGCUUUUGAAAGAUUUGCUCAGCAAUCCGACAAACAUCAAAGACAUGGUGCCGUUCGUCUUGGGACUAGAGACCGAAGAGGAUCGAGCCGACAAGAGUUGGGACUAUUCGGAUAUGUUUCAUUGGGUCGCUUACGAGGAGAAGACGCUCGUUUUGGAACGAGAUCUGUUGAAAUGGAAUGACGUCACACUGGGCAAUUGCUUCACGUUCAAUCACCGAAAUAACACCAAUGCUCAAUAUUUGCAUCGAAUCACUGGAAAAGCUGGAUCUCUUGAAGCGCUUUUGAGUGUGAACAGUUUGGAGACCUGUCCUUGGGUCGAUACGCAAGCGAUACAGGUAUUCGUCCAUCCGGCUGAAGAGGAUAUUUUCUCCGAGUCUGUCCGUUACAAUGCUCAACCGGGUGGGGAAACGGAGCUCUUUCCUGAAUUGACCGCUUACAAACGAUUGGGUGGUCGUUAUGGUGUCUGUGUAAACGAGGCGAGCCAAGUCGAGCAAUAUUUCUACACCGGUUCCUAUGCCACUGAUGGUUGUCUCCGCUCAUGCUAUCAACAAUCGGUCUUUGAGCGUUGCGCCUGUAUGGAUCCACGGUAUCCAAUGGAGAAGGGCGUUCAGCCUUGCGGAUUGCAAGAUCGAAAUUGUGUCGACGAUGUGACAAUCGAACGAGGAGAUCCGUCAAAAUGGAGUAAUUGCACUUGUCCAUUGCCGUGUGCCAACAGAGCUUACACAGUGUCCUGGGCGAAGACAGUCUUCUCUAAAGUUCAGCGAUGCGAUAAAAACGAUCCGAACCUGAACUACACGGCUUGCGAGAUCACAAUGAGGGAUGAAGUCCGCGUUCGUGUGAUUCUUUCCGAUUUCACAUUUCAAUUGUUCGCUGAGGUGCCGGCUAUGUCGUUCAAUUCCUUCAUCGGUAACCUUGGUGUUUGUUUUAUUUUCGACAUUCACCCAUUCACCGAACCGCUUCCUUGUGACGGCCCACAGCUCGACUCUUGGUUGUAUGCUCAGAUUUUGAAAAACCAUUCAAGAUUUUUGCGUAAAACCCCAACGCUUGGUGCGAAUCUUUGGAUCCCCGUGUUUGUGAUUGUUUCCGGCGGAGAUGAAAAGACGAUCAGAGAGAUAAAAGACACUUGGGCAAACAAUGAGACAUCAAAAUUGUUACAGACAGGUGAAUCCGAUGUGUUUUUUGUGAUUGGUCGUCGAAACUCCAGAACUCAUAUCGAUCGCUCAAUUGAAGACAAAAUUCUGGAAGUCGAUGUCGAGGAGAAAUAUACAAAUCUAUUGCUCAAAGAAUUAGUGGCUUUCCUUUGGAUCUCUAACCAGCUCAACAAUGGUUAUGUCUUAAAGGUUGAUGGAUCGGAUACCGUAGUUGCAAUUGAUCGUCUACAAAAGGUGCUCAAUUUGAAGCAAAACGAGCGUCGGCGGGCAAUCGAAUGCACGACUUGGAAAGAGAUCAAACCAAUUCGAGACCCGUGCUCGCCAUGGUACAUUCCGAAGCCGGCUUUCAAAUGGGAUGUGUUUCCGGAGUACUGUAGCGGACCGGCGUACUUGAUGCAAAUUUCGACAUUGCGCGAAAUCCUGGACAAAGCUAUUGAUUUUCGGCCGCUUGUUUGUGAAGACGCUUUCUUCACUGGAGUCCUAGCCGGAACCGCAAAAAUCCCCAGAAACGAUCGCGUCGACGUUUUUGACUCGAAAGGCUGCCAGACGACGGUGUUGAGUAAGAUUGGCUCAAUGUUACUGUCGAUCGAUUUGUCGAUGACUCACAAAGCUUAUUGUGCUUCAAAUGGUACGAAAAUCACCGCGGUGAUCAAUUUUCAUCGUUGCCGGAUAACUUGGAUGGAUGUUCGAGCGAAAUCUGAUGAGAUAGAGGCCAUUGGUUUGCAACUUGAAGAGAUCAAUCAGCAAAUUCAACAGUUGCAGCAACAACGCAAGACACUCAGGGAUCGAAGAGAAAAGCUCGAGCGUUCUUUGGUUCAAUCAAGUUCGAAGCAAGAUCCGAACGAAUGGGAGACGAAACAAUGCGAAUGGACUUCAAGGAUGGAUAUUCUUUUAAACGACGUAUUCAACAUGCAAUCAUUUCGACCACUUCAACAAGCGGCGAUCAACUGUGUGUUAAGUGGAAAUGACACUCUUCUUUUAAUGAGCACCGGUGGAGGGAAAAGUCUCUGCUAUCAAAUGCCAGCCAUCAUUGCGAAAGGUCUAACACUUGUCGUCUCUCCGUUGCUUGCACUCAUCGAGGAUCAGCUCAUUCAACUGCGAAAAUUCGGUAUUGAGGCCGCUGCAUUAAAUCAAUCAACAACUAAAGAAGAGUUAAGAAGAGUCGAAGAAGGGAUAACAAAGAGGAACUCAUCUUUUCGAAUUCUCUACGUCACUCCUGAAAAACUCGCAAAGAGCAAACGUUUGAUGAACAAAUUGGAGAAAAGCAAUGAAGUCGGAUUUCUAAAGUUAAUUGCAAUUGAUGAGGUGCAUUGCUGCUCACAAUGGGGUCACGAUUUUCGACCAGAUUAUAAAUUUUUGAACAUUUUGAAGAGACAAUUCAAGUCAGUUCCAAUUCUUGGCCUUACUGCAACAGCUACGGCAGCCGUGCUUGACGAUGUGAAAUCGAUGUUAGGAAUCCCUGGUGCUAUUGUCUUCCGAGCCAACUUCAAUCGCCCGAAUCUUCAAUAUGAAGUGGUAUCGAAAAAGACGGACGGCGAAUCUCUCGUUUCACUCAUCAAAUGUCGGUUUGCAAAUGAAACUGGAAUUGUGUACUGUUUCUCGCGAAAGGACACCGAGGACAUGGCGCAAGUUUUGAGAUCUCACGGCAUCAAAGCGAGCUGCUAUCACGCUUACAUGGAAAAUGAGCAACGAAAGAAAGUGCACAACGCGUGGAUCGACGGGAAACUUCUGGUGAUUGUGGCAACAGUAGCGUUUGGUAUGGGCAUCGAUAAGCCGAAUGUUCGCUAUGUGAUUCACUACUCGCUACCAAAGUCGAUCGAAAACUACUAUCAGGAAAGUGGUCGAGCGGGACGAGACGGGCAAUCAGCUGUGUGCAUCCUAAUGUGGAAAAUGCAGGAUAUGUUUCGACAGAGCACGUCGGUUUGCGCUGAAAAGCACGGUCUCGAAAAUCUUUACUCGGUUGUAAAAUACGCUACAAAUCGCGCUCUAUGUCGUCGAAUCACCCUAUCGGAGCAUUUUGAGGAAGAAUGGGAUCCUAGUUGGUGUCAACAAAAGUGUGAUAUUUGUGCUGGUGAACAAGCGUCUUGUGAGAUCGAUGCCUACGAAACUCUUUGUCACGCUGUAGAUAUAAUCGAAAAAGAAAAGAAUUCGAGCAAAAAGUCGUCAAGCGGGCGAAUCACUGGCGGGAAAUUGGUGGAAAUGUUGAGUAAGAAUGGAGAUGUACGAGAGACGAUUGAAGAAACAGUGGCGCAACUGAUUGUGAUGGGAUAUUUACGAGAAGACUUUCAUUUCACACCAUAUUCCGUCCUCAGCUACAUCGAGCCCGGAAUUCGCUUCAACACGAUGAAAAAGGGAGAGAAGAGCCGAAUAUCCAUCACCGUUCCACAUCAAGAGAAAAAGGCGGCCAAGAAGCGAAAACUGGACGAUGAGAUCGUUUUGGACAGCGAU
Mesorhabditis belari is the source of this 5163-nucleotide messenger RNA. NCBI's taxonomy places the organism in Eukaryota, Metazoa, Nematoda, Chromadorea, Rhabditida, Rhabditidae. The record is from the annotation of a GenBank genome assembly.